Molecule: messenger RNA, 370 nt
Organism: Paramecium sonneborni
Lineage: Eukaryota; Ciliophora; Oligohymenophorea; Peniculida; Parameciidae
Source: the annotation of a GenBank genome assembly
CUAUGUUAUUUGUUUGAACGAACUUUUACUGAGCCUACUAGUAUUUUUAUCUUCUAUCCUGUAUAAUGUUUUUAUUAAAGUUGCUUUAUCACUACCUUUUUGUGCCUCAUACAAAAACCAACAAAGGAGCGUAUGAUUCUGCUUCUUCAUUAGUUUAAUAUUUUUUAGCAUCAAAGUCUUUUUGUUAUUUUUAACAAGGCUUAAUUAAAGGGGUUUGUUUCACUUGUUCUACUAUUUUUGACUUAAAAUGACUAAAUACCUUAGUUAACUAAUUUUGAUUACUUGUCGGUAAUGCUUACUGUUGUUUAGGAUAAAUUAGAAACAGAAUUCUAAACUUAAUCUUAAGGCUUAGAGUAUUAUUAAUUUUGAU